This is a messenger RNA of Centropristis striata (black sea bass), 2469 nucleotides long. It is a transcript of the gene edaradd, whose product is annotated as EDAR-associated death domain. Gene Ontology annotation, biological process: signal transduction. The record is from RefSeq and is a predicted model, not a curated record. The coding region runs from base 307 to 975 and encodes 222 amino acids. The transcript is spliced from 6 exons. NCBI's taxonomy places the organism in Eukaryota, Metazoa, Chordata, Actinopteri, Perciformes, Serranidae. Gene Ontology annotation, molecular function: protein binding.
CUGCCACUGGACUGGAUUGUUGAAAGCUGCACUUAAAGCUGCACAUAUGUCUCCGCCGCUUUCCGUUGACAAGUAGUCGCCUCUUUUAACCGACGUCCGGCAUGGAUGUAUUUGAAUUUGCGGGGGGACCUUGAAGGCAGCAUUGAUCCUAGCACCUUUCAUCUUAAGGUGUAUCAUUUGUGUGAGCUGCGGCCGCUGGGCUGGUAUCGGCGCUUCUUCUUACCUCAGAGUGAAGGAUUGCAACUUGUUUUUAAUCUGUUUGCUUUAUAAAGAGAGUUUAUAUCGCAUCCCGGUACAUCUCCCUGCAUGGGAGACGUCGCAGAUUCAAAAAUGAGCAGUUUGAGUGCGUAUAAGGAACCAUUUGAUAAAAUCAGCUCUGAGCCUGUUGAGGACACAGACACCACCAGCUUUGUGGCAGAAUUUUCCCUGGAGGCCAAUUAUCCAGUGCAGGUGACAGACCCUAAUGAUGCUGUGACACUCCACCUGAGCUCCAUGGCCCCUGGAUUCCUGAGACCCUCCUCAGACAGAAUAAGACAGCCAGUCCAAGAUGUCGAAGAAUGCACCUGCCCAACAUCUACUUCACCAGACUACCCCAAAGAACUGCAGUUAAUUAACAGCCCCUGUGAAAAGUGCUUCUGCCCAGCCCCCCCUCCCAAGAUAAGUGACCUCAUGAACGACAAAGAUCUCCUGGACUUACUGCGGCUCAAGCUGGAUCCAAACCACUGCACCAUCAAAAACUGGAAGAACUUUGCAAGUCGCUGGGGGAUGAGCUACGAUGAACUGACCCUGCUGGAGCACCGGACUCAGGGCUCCUUGUCCCACAGCCCCACCCAGGAGUUCCUGCUCCGCUACAACCAGAAGACGGUCACUGAGCUCACCGAACUUUGCCGCAUUUACCAGCGCAUCGAUGUGCUGCGACUGCUGCAGAGCUGGAUAGAGGAGGUCUGGCCAUCACGCUGGCAACAGACUCAUUAACCAGUUUGACUCACCGUCUCUGUUUCUUCUGUCAGGGAUCUGUUAAGGAUAUCUUCCUCUUCACAAGCUUGGAUACAUUUUUACAUUUCUUUUAUCCUUUAACUUUAGCAAGUGAUUAGAGAGUGUUAAAAGAAAGCUAAAGCAAUCACCAACAACUAAAAAACUCCCUGUAGAAAGUGUCAGUAGCGUUGGGAGCAGUUACAAGACUUACUACUGAUUAACAGGUUGGUAGCCUUGGUCGCAUGGCUUCAUGGAUGGCAAUAAUGUUGUCUGAAAUGAGUGAAAUGUGUGAACUAUUGGGUGGUUUGCAAAGAAAUUUGGUGCAGAUGUCCAUGUUCCCCUUUUGAUGAAUUCUAAUAAUCUCUGUGAUACUGUGAUUUUUUUUUUCUGUAGUGUCAUCAUCAGGUCAACUUUGAAUUUAACUAAUGCUUCUGACUGAAUAUCUGCAGGUCUAACAUCCCCACCAUCCUAGCUCUACUUUGUGUUAAGUGCUGAUUCUUGAAUGUUAGCUUUCAUGACGAUUUAAGAGGGUGAACAUAGUAAACAUUAUACUUUGGCAUUUUGGCACUUUCAAGCUAAAGUUACCCUUUAACUCAAAGCACUGCUGUGUUUAAGUGCAGCCCACAGAGAGCCACUGACAUGACUAGGGCUGGGCGAUAUGGGCCAAAAGUCAUAUCCCGAUAUAUUUAGGCUGAAUAUCAAAAUACGAUAUAUAUCCCAAUAUUUUUAUCGCUAAGUGAGAGCAAAUGUUCAGUCAAAGCCAAAUAUGACAUGUCACAAGUAGUUUUAUUGAAACUGUGUAUUUAAGUGAACAUAAAUACUGUAUAACAACAGGAGUACCUUUUUAAAAAAACAAAAGCUCCAUAAAGUGCUUAAAUAAAAGCCUCAGCUUGCCUGGAGCAAGGAUCACAGUGCAAAUUUGAACUGUGUCGAUAUAUGCGAUAUGGUCUAAUUCCAUAUCACAUUUUAAAAAAUAUUGAUAUAUCGCCCAACCCUAAACAUGGCUGCAGAUUCUUAGUCUACUAAUGUGCACCUGACUAACUGGAUAACAAACAACGCACAGAGUGAAGAGGGAAGGGAAGAGCAGAGUAUUUAUUUCUUAUGAAAUAUUUUGUUUAUUUUUUUAAUGGUACUCAUACAACAUAUAUGGCACAUUAGCAGGAUGUAUGUCACACCCUGUAGUUCACAGCCAAUGUGAGUAAUAAUCAAAUUGACUGUCUCAUGUAUUGUUGUUCUAUUGUUGCCUUUACUAGGGUGGAGGAUAUGGAAUGGAGGUAUGUAACAAUAUAUAUAAUAUUACUCACAAGUAUAAUUAUUGCUUAAUAGAUAUCUCGUUAUUUGUCAUGUCAGGAAAUUUGUCAAAAAAUAACUGAUUUUUUAUUAUUGUAUUUGUUUUGCCAGUAUGAAAUAAACACAUGUCUUAACUGAUGUCAAAAGCUUUAGUCAUUUUUAAAGAAAGUUUAAGGAGCAACAUCCUCUUCAAAGGCAACUGUC